UGCACGGGCAACAAGUGUGCCGAAAAAAAUAAUAUCAAAUUAACAAAACACAAAAAAUACCUGGAACAAAUCUAAUACUUAAUAACAUUUCCGAGUGCAAUACAUCUAUUUUGCUUUUGUUUUGUGCUCAACUUUUUUUUUCAUUCUCAUUUUUACUCUACUAACAAACAAGCUCAUCUAAUCACUAUGGGCAUUGCAUUGAUGUUUCUAUUGGCUCUCUAUCAGAUGCAAUCGGCCAUUCAUAGUGAGGUAAUUGAGACACCGUAUAAUGCAAAUGCCUUGAUUUCGGAGCCCGAAGAGGACACACAGGAUACGCAAGUUCCUGUUUUGGCGGAUAACGGACUAAUCGAUUCUCUGCUCAAUGAGAAACCGGAACAAACUGAGCUAGAGUUUCGUUAUCCCAUAUCGGCUAUUGGCAUUGAUUAUGGCAAGAAUUCGGUAGUUUUGCGUUUCCAAAAAAAUGCACGAAAGCAACGCUAUAAGUUUGAUCCUGAGAUGGAAGCGAAACGUAGAUCCUUGCAGGAUAAUUUCAUGCAUUUUGGCAAGCGUCAACCGGAGCAAUUGCCACUGGAGCCGCAGGGCAAUGCUUACUAUGAACCAGAAACGAAACGCUCACCAAUGGACCGCUAUGGACGAGAUCCCAAGCAGGACUUUAUGCGUUUUGGUCGAGAUCCCAAACAGGAUUUCAUGCGAUUUGGUCGAGAUCCCAAACAGGAUUUCAUGCGUUUCGGCCGAGAUCCUAAGGAUUUUAUGCGAUUCGGUAGAACCCCCUCCGAUUUCAUGCGAUUUGGCAGGACCCCCUCGGAUUUUAUGCGCUUCGGGCGUGCUGACAAUUUCAUGCGCUUUGGCCGCAGUCCACACGAAGAAUUGCGUAGUCCCAAACAGGAUUUCAUGAGAUUUGGACGACCCGACAACUUUAUGCGUUUUGGCCGCUCUGCUCCACCAGAUUUCGAGCAAUUUGGUAAAAUGGAUUCAAAUUUUAUAAGAUUUGGUAAAAGUGUCAAUGCUGCUGCUCCUGCAGUUACUCCCGAAGCAAAUCAGACAAAAUCACAAUCUCAAACCAAGGACAAGACGGGUAAUCCCAUGAACAAGGCCAUGAGCAUGUUAUUUACCAAAGAACAACCCUCCAAGAGCAGCGAACAGACAGCAACAGGCUCCGGUGAUAACUCCGACGAUACCAGCGUGGAACAGUUCUACGGACCAUAAAGGACUACCAAAGUUUGGCAUUAUGUAAAUAGGAUAUUGAACAAAAAUUGAUAUACGUACUUUGAUCCACCCACCCACCUCCACAUCCCCCCAUCGCUCUAUCACUCUCCGGUCUAAAACGAAUCUUUGAAUUUUUAAUGGGGCUGGAUUAAAAAUUCACCAAGCUUUUGAUCUGAUCAAAUAAAAUUAAAAACCAAAUUAAGAAAAAACACAAAAAAAUCAAGCGAAAAUUUAAUCUACAUGCAAUAUAUGUUUUGCAUACACACACACACACAAACCAAAGAAAACCAAACCAAAAAAAAAUUAAAAAUGGGAAUUAUAAAUUUAUAUGUAAAGUAUAUUUAGUGUAAAAUGCAUUGAAACGUUGUGAAAAUUUUCGCCAAAAUA
Molecule: messenger RNA, 1593 nt
Organism: Drosophila willistoni
Lineage: Eukaryota; Metazoa; Arthropoda; Insecta; Diptera; Drosophilidae
Gene: FMRFa
Product: FMRFamide-related peptides
Exons: 2
Coding region: 187-1206 (339 amino acids)
Biological process (GO): neuropeptide signaling pathway
Source: RefSeq, a predicted model, not a curated record